CGUCAUCGCGUAAGUUCGCGCGCGUGACGUCAUCGCGCAGGGCCUGCCCUGCGCGAUGACGUCACCCGAGGCGGCCUCCGCCACACAAGCAGCCGACAUGGACGUCGGAGUGGAGCUCGGCACGGAGAUCAGCCGCAAGAUUCGGUCCGCUAUUAAAACCAAGCUCACAGAGCUGGGGGUUUAUGUUGACAAUGAAUUGCCGGACUACAUCAUGGUGAUGGUGGCCAACAAGAAGAGCCGCGAUCAGAUGACUCGCGAUCUGAUGCUCUUCCUGGGAGACAACACCAGCAAGUUCACCGCGUGGCUGCAUGGCGUCUUGGACAAGCUGCGUUCCAUCACUGUGGACCAGGCUCAGACGCGAGUGGACGCCCCGGUAUCCGAGAGCCGCGAAAAGAAAGACUCGAGCCACUCCAUCUCCUACUCGACCGUACCCGCUGGCCGUGCCGUCCCCGAGGGGGUGCCGACGGCAGUGGCAGCGCCACCGCGCGACACCAAGGGCUCCACCAGCAGCGGCGCCACGGGUGGCAGCGGUAGCGGCGUCGGCGCACGCCGCGACCGUACCUCCUCCUCCAGUAGCCGACACAGUGGGGAGCAUCGCUCCUCGCGCACCACGUUCAAGCACUCGCUGUCAUCGAGCGCCGACCUCCCCAUGCCCUCUGACCCCAUCAUCGACAUCACCCCGACCUUGGACGACCUCUCAUACGACCUGAGCAGCGGCGCAGGGGGGUCCCGCUCGCCGCCCCCCCACCGUCCCGCUCUCGUUGCCGUGACGACCUCAACCUCCCCGUCCAGGAAGCGGCCCGUCUCCAUGGGGAAUGUGGAUUCGCCUCCCAGGAAGAGACCAAUCGCCGUGGUGAUGGGCUCCGGGUCUCCGCCCAUCGCUGCUGCUGCCGCUUCUAGGAAGCGACCGGUCGUCAUGGAGACGGUUCCAUCGCCACCCAAGAGGCGUUCGGUCACCGUAGAUACAGUCCCAUCGCCCCCCCGGAAAAGACCUCUUCCCAUAGGGACUGAUUUGUUGUCCCUCAGGAGGAGGCCUGUUGCUGUGGAGACGGUACCUUCCCCUCCCAGGGGGCGUCCGGUUGCCGUGGAUAUUAUGCCCUCUACUCUCAGGAAACGUCCAGUCGCCAUCGCCCUGGAUACCCUGCCAUUGCCCGUCAGGAAGAGGCCCGGUGCCUUAGAGAUGGAUUCUUUGCCUCCCAAGAAGCGUGCCGUUGCCGUGGAUACGGUGCCAUCGCCCCCCAGGAGGAGGCCUGUUCCCGUGGUUUCGACACGGAGCAGCCACGACGGGGGCCACCAGCGCGGGGGCGAGCGACACGCGCGAGAGGAGGGCGAGGGCUGGCGGAGUGGGCGGCGCGCGGGCGCCUCCAGCUCGGUGCUGCGCGUCUUCCCGCUGGAGGGCGACGACCACGAUGAAGACGACGACCGAGGAGAGUGGGAGGAGGAGGGGGAGGAGGAGGAGGAGGACGAGGUGGAGGUCUGGCGGCGCGGGGGCGGCCCUGCCAGCAGCGUGCAGCUCCCCCCAAAACCCGAGCGCAAGCCAACGCUGCCUCCCUCGAAGCAGGCGAACAAGAGCCUGCUGAUGAAGGCCAUCUCCGAGGCGCAGGAGUCGGUCUCCCGCACCACGAGUCGCAUGCAGCCCAUCCAGCAGCGGCAGACUGCCCCCGUGGCCCCCAGGGCUCGCCCUCGGGAGGACAGGGAGGGCGAGUGGGAGCCCAGGAAGUGGACGCGCGGGUCCGGGACGGUCCAGGCCGACGAGGCGGGCCGGCUGACCUACAGGGCCUCCGGUCCGCGCCAGAGUGUAACCCGCUGGCCCGAGGCCCGGCCUGGCACGGCACGGCUCCCGGAGCCAAAGCACGGCCUCCUGCCACAUUCGGAGCAGCGGCAGCCGGAGCAGCAGCAGCGGCAGCCGGAGCAGCGGCAGCCGGAGCAGCAGCAGCGGCGGCAGCAACAGCAGCAGCAGGCAAUGGAACCACAGGAAGUGGAACCGCGUGAAGUAGAGUCGAAGCGCUCCACUGUGCCACAACCACGCCGGGCCAUGAUCAGGAGGAACCUGGAAUUGGGUCAGGGCGGUGCCCAGCCGGAACGGGAGAGCUGGCGCCCCAAGCAGACACAGAUGCAACCUCAGCCGCAACCUCAGCCGCAACCUCAGCCGCAACCUCAGCCGCAACCGCAGCUGCAACCUCAGCCGCAACCCCAGCCGGAACCCCAGCCGCAGCCGCAACCGCAGCUGCAGCCGCAGAUAAAACCGCAAGUGCAGGCGCUGCUUGUGGACUCGCGUCACGUGGAGGCGCUCGGAGAUGACGCGAGGCCGCACGAGGCCGGCAGCGCUCGGCCUGUGGUGGUGUUUGCCGACACGCGCUCCUUCGUGCUGACGGACGAGGAGAGGGGCCAGACGCGAGAUCCCCCCAGGGAGACUGUGACGGUGGCGGCAGUGGCGACGGCGGUGAUGCCCGCCGCUCCGACCAGCAUCUCGCUGGCGCAUCGUCUGGGCGCCACUCCGCCAGCCGUCAUCGCGCCGCCUCGGCUCAUACGGAACCGGAACCCCGAACCACCACGCCGGCCCGUGAGCCCCAAGUUCAUCGUGACGCUGGACGGCGUCGCGACGCCUCCGGCGGGGGCGGCCGCAUUUGACGGCGACGCGGAGGACGAUGAGGCGACGAUGACCGCCGUGGCGGCGGCGGCGUCGGGUGCCGAGGUGGAGGAGAUGGAGCAGUGCUACUCCGAGUCCGAGGCCAUGGGCGGCGUCGUCGACAUGGAGGAGAUGGAGCUGUCGGUGCCGCUCGGGAGGCCCCACGUGUUCGUGCAGGCGCAGGGCGGCAAGCUGAUGCAGAUCCCCAAGCUCAAGCCCGUGGCCGUGUCGCUGGGAGAGUCUGACGACGACUCCGACGAGGGCUACGUCCCCGAGGCGCAAGCGAAAGGGCGCGAGCGCUGCCGCUUCUGGCCGGGCUGCAGCAAUGGGGAAGCGUGCCCCUUCCACCACCCGACGCAGUGCUGCAAGACGUUCCCCAACUGCAAGUUUGGCGAUCGGUGCCUUUACAUCCACCCGGUGUGCCGCUUUGACGGGAAGUGCAGCAAGGUUGAGUGCCCCUUCACGCACACGGAGAAACGCCGCCCCGCGCAGCCUGCCAAGCCAGUGGCAGCCCCAGUCGUCUCUUCUUCCGCUCAAUGCCGCUUCUUCCCCGAGUGCAAGAACCUGGAAUGUCCCUUCGAGCACCCAAAGCCGUGCCGCUACGGGGUACGCUGCAAGCGAGCCGGCUGCGUCUUCUACCACCCCUCGCCGCCCUCUCUGCCUCCCCGGCAGGCGCUCAAAUGGACCAAACCCCAGGAGGUCAAGUGAGGAUUUUUUUUGUUGAAGAGAGGAAUAUACGCAAGACUUGCCCCAUCUGGCAACCUUUAAUCGACACACACACACAUUUAGAAACUCAUUGACACUUCACCACGAGACUGGGUGAAAUCCUGUGAUGGGUUAUGUCUUGCCGCCGAUUGUGAGCUGGAAGCGUAUGACAAAGUCACGAUUGUAAAAAUAAAUACAGUUUUAAAUAAAAAAUAUUCGAAAAUAUCAUUAUCUUUUACCCUUAAUGCGUCAGAUCUCAGAGUUGAGAUGUUUAAUUGUCCCAUGGGAAAUCCCGUUCAGCCAGUUAACCCAGCUAGUUUUCUCCGGAGAUCUAUGGUGCAUCGGCACGAAACAACAACAUCAAAGUGAUCCGUACGCAGGAACAGGCAACAUCGGAACAGAAUGCGUCGGGAGGUGCAGGGAAAAUAAAAUCCAUCAAGUACAAAAAAAUUACAACAUUAAUAUAACCAGGCAUAUUGCACCAAAAAUUCAAGACGAUGUGACUAAUGGUUGGAGAGGCGAUAAUCGCAAGGCGAAAUGAACACAAUCGAGGGGAUAAAACAGCCAGUCAAUCCUGAGAACGCAAAAAGUAGUAGCAAAGUGUGUCAGGUAUGGAUGGAGCUGAUCUUGCUGCUGCGCUUUCUGAGCUCGGAGUCAAUGGUGGAGUGAGAGAGAGGUAGCAGAGGGAGCUUGAUCCUAAGCUUGAGAGGUGCAAGGGCAUUCUGGUAACGUGGGGCAGCAAUGUGGAAGGACGUGUCGCUCAACCCUACUUUUAACAGCUGGUAUUUUUUAAUUAGAAACGGGGGGGGGGGGGGGAGGCACUUCUGAGGUUGCAGCUGGGAAUUUGUGGAGCUAGGAGGUCCUUUUAGAUUUUUGGCAGGUUUAUUUCAAAAUGACUUAAGGAUGAAGACAGCCCAGUGGUGAUCUCACAUUCGGAUGUCCAGGGGGGACUAAUUUGAGGUAAUAUAGAGGUUGUAAUGAUCUUUUCUAAAGCGGGCAUCAAGGGCAAAGCGGAUGGCUGAGGGGUAAAAUGUAACAAUCCGUUUUAGAUUGGUUUCGGAGGCUAGCCGGUUGACAAUAUCACAAUGGUCAAAGAUGGGGUGGAUGGUACCUUUAAUUAUAUCAAGACAACUGAGGAGCCCAGAUGGGUGACCAUUGUUGACACUAAGCAGGUUCCCCAUAGGGCUACGUGGCGAACGGCAGAGAAUGAUGCAAUCAAAAUCAAUUGUACCGUAUUAUACGACCACGUCAAUGUCCCCCACCUUGACCAACGCACCACAGACCAACUUGAAGUACGGUCAAACAACCCUCACUGGCCCGCACGGCGUGAGGAGGCCCUGAUCCAGCGGUGGAUUGUACACGUGCCGAAAAGGCCAGUGGUAUAUCGCCCUUAGCCAUCACAUUCAACCCAAAUGUGAUCCAACACUCUAGUGGCCAUUGCUACAGUCAUCGCCUCUCACUAAUGUACACUGUGCUCACAUGAAGUCGCGCACCGCUCUUCACGUGUGCACACGUGUGGGCACGUGCACAGAGCCCACACGGGCCAACCAACAACAUUGGCUUACACUUGUGAAUGCCGUUGUGGCCGUCGAAGACAUUAUAUUUGUGAAGAACCACCUUAUUGUUUAUUUUAGACGCGUCUUCGGGAUGCUGCCGUGGUGUGAUGGUGAGCACACUGGGCCUUGCGAUCCAGAGGUCGCCGGUUGCGAUCUCCUGGCACGGCAGUUGAAAACAAUCGUGGAAUUUUCUUUCGAACAAAAAAAACCUGGCCUUCAUCCGCUCGGCAGCAUAAAUGUGUACACCACAAUAAAUCUCGGUAGGUUGCGUGCAGUGGGGUAAAAUGUGGGCAACUUCACAAUACAUCUGGUCAGCGUGGAAGAGCAGACCAGAUACCCUCUCGAACGUCUGCUAACGGAGGCAGCAGUGAUGUAAAGGUGUAAUGCUGCACACCUGUUACCCAUGUCUUCAGCAACGGUCCUGUUGGCCUUGCUUAAGGUUGGUUCACACUCGCGUAACUCGUAUUGUCGAUGGGCUUGCUCGCGAAUGGCUUGUUUUGUUCAUCCCUAGUUUUUAAAUUGAACCCCCUCCCCUUCAGCCACUUCUCUCUCGCAUAUGAAGUCUGCUGCUGCCGUUCACACUUGAGCAAUUGGCCGAUGAGACUUUUACGGAAAAUGCACCGUAAUGCAUAAAGUGCGUCCGGCCACUUCUUCUACCUGUAGUUUUGGAGUAGAACGUGACUGCGUUCUCUCUUUGUUUUUUUUUAAAUCGCGUGGGUCAUAAAAAAAACAUUGGUCAUUGUUUCCUUCUCAUCGCGCAAGGCUAUCCGUAAAAGUACGACGUUUCCCAGCCAGGUUUAGUCUGCCAGGGGCGGUGUGGGGGCAAUGUUUGCUCUGUGGUUUUACCUAAUUUUCAAAAUAAGCGGUUGUCCAAAACCAACGAAUGCCUAAAGUUGGUAAUGUGCAAAUGAUACGCAGCAGGGAGAGUGUAUCAUCACCGGCUGCUUGAGUGGGUAGAACGAGCGUCUCAUAAUAGGUCGGGCUGGCAGUUGUUUGAUGCAGAAACAUUACUAUGAAGCUGGCAACAUUAAAUCUUUGCCACCCGGUGAAGCAAUUUGUUAAUUUACCGCCCAUCGUUACGAAACCUGUGCGGUCCGGCGAGUCCAUCGUUCAACAAAUUGCAUGAGUAUGCAACCAGCCUUCACAGUUGGCUACGUCCGAAGCAAAGUGUUUGGGAGGGAGUGUUUUCUACUUGACUCUUAGCCUUCAGUGAUGUCUCAGACCCCCGCCUGCAUUUGUUUUCGCGGUGUUGUCUUCUUGCGGUCGAAUCGCUGAACUUCGCAUAAAUGUCACGAGAACCCAAGUUCAGGUUCGCAAAACUAAACAGAAACCGGCGACAACUCUUUUUACUGUUCAUUUAUUUUAUUGUAACUUUUUUUACAUUAGGAAACGGCACUGUGUUGAAAUUAACAUGGGUCGCAUGCAGAGCUGAAAUGCUUAAAAAUGUCACGGGAGGCCACGUCGGAGAGACCGCUGUUGAUUUCUGUUUGUAGAUUUGACGUCUGUACAUGGCUGUUCACUGCCUUUGUCAUCGUGCUUUGAAAUUCGUUUUCAACAAUAUUCAAGGCAGCUUGACGGCCCAAUAAACUUCCUAAAAGCUU
Petromyzon marinus (sea lamprey) is the source of this 6491-nucleotide messenger RNA. RefSeq names its product zinc finger CCCH-type containing 14 (gene ZC3H14). Gene Ontology annotation, cellular component: nucleus; cytoplasm. Lineage: Eukaryota; Metazoa; Chordata; Hyperoartia; Petromyzontiformes; Petromyzontidae. Gene Ontology annotation, biological process: regulation of mRNA stability. Gene Ontology annotation, molecular function: poly(A) binding; metal ion binding. The record is from RefSeq and is a predicted model, not a curated record.